GGAGCAAGCAGUUCUUGCGACGUCUGCCGCGCAACACGCCAUUACUUGUCUGAGAAGUACCGGAAGCUGCGCGCUCCGCAUUCUGUUGGAUUCCACUCCUCCUGUCUGAAACCCCGAAGUAUUUCACUCACCAGCGCGGGAUUGACUUAUGGCAUCCAAAGGGAAGGCUAGGGAAGAUGUUCACUGGCAGCUUGGUUGGUGGGAUGUAGCUCACUCGCUCGGAAGCGCCCGAAGACCUGUAGUAUGGUCCAGGUCAUCGAUAAUAUACACUGCACAUCCUACUAAGCCGGUCAUUCUGGCUCGCCACUUUCCGUCCUCUAGUCGUUUCGAGAUACCCUCUCCAACACCGAUACCUACCAAGACCGCUCCGUAUGAUCCUCCCACUGUCAUCAGUGUCUCUCCUACGGAUGAUUGGCUGUUCGCAUAUUUCCCUGGACGCGGCUGUGAUGGCGCGGGGUGCCUAUAUCGGAGAGGGCCCCAGCUUGACAGCUGGAAAGAGCGCGAAUGGUGGGGCUUCGCUCCCGGAGCGGGAGUAGUCACCGCUGAAUGGACGAGCUCGCAAAGAGAAUGGCUCGUCACAGACACAGGCUCCACGCGUCUGCCUCCUCGUGGGCCGCUCACCACGUUAUCUUGCCCGCUGCUGAUGCUGGUCACUCAGAACCAUCAGAUAAAUCUCUGUUACUUGCCACCUUUUGUGCCGUCGUUGAAAAUCAUGAGAGCUUCUCUCCUGCAAGCCAGCAGCAGCAACGAAAUGCAAUCUAUAGUGGGAGAUGACUUCAGUACCGUCGCGGGUGGUCAGAGCGUCUGCAUGAACGCGUCCAUCGGAAUGGGUUACAAUGAUUCUUCCAUUUUGAUUGCAAUGCGCACUCACAUCCUGCCAUCGCCCAAGUCCACACAAUCUACGUUUCCGUCUGUGGACAUGGAACUGCCUAUAGAUAUCUCUCAACCUGGUCCGUCUCAUCAUAGUGCACCAUCACUUGAGUGGGAGACAUGGGGCGAGGAGCCCAUGAUCCGCUUAUGUGAGGUGAAACUUUCCUUUAAAUUAAGUUCUCUUGGCGUGACGACAACACCGCUUCCGCCAAUUGUCGAUACUGGCGAACAUUUAUAUGACUUGGUGUUUUUGAGUAUCCCUCCUCAGCUUGAUAACGCCUCCGGAUCCAACACUAGCAAGGCGAACGAAGGUCAUCGGCACUUGGCUGUUAUUUUUCAUGACUUUGGCAACUUCGGUGCAAUCCCCGAGUCUGAACUGAGUGUGUAUUCAGUUGUGAAGAAGAUCGAGGAAGACCUUUCAUCCGAUAGCAAGGCUUCGUCCGCCUGGGUUGCGGAACUCGAAUCGUCACAGCAUUACGAUGACAGAGUGCUAGCCUUCGCAGCGCCGUCGCCGCAGAGAGACGCUGUACUGGUCGGCUUUCUGGAUGCCCGAGGCGUAGAAUCCUCUUCCAAACGGAAGACUAAGGAGUCGCCAAUAGGGCGGAUAAUUGUUCUGAAGUUACCGGACCUGAGCAUUGACGAUACAUGGCAAGAGGCUCCCAUUAUGACAGGUAUCACCAGCAUCAGUCGGGGUAUUCCUGUCAGCGUGGCCUAUUCACCUAAUAGAAGUCUCCUAUGCAGCGUGUCCUCCUUGCUUUCCGUGGAGUCUCAAGUGUCGAUUCAUGCACUUCCGCGUAGAGGGAACGUAGAUCCCGCCUCAAAGGAUCCCUAUGCGGUGUUCAGGAUGGAUCUCGCGUGUGCUAUUGCAUCCGCUAUCCGAGCAAGGACUUCACCUUCUGAUAUCAUCCAUCUCUUAUCCUUGCCUUCUAUAACCACGGAGAUCGUAGCGAACACCCUGAAAAAAGUGCUGUCGCUCUUGCAGAAAGGUCCGAAUGGUCAAUUCGAGCUUUGGGCCGACGAGGUGCUCGGAGUUGCAACAGAGGUGUACUUGGAGGGAGCACGCCACGCAGCGAAUGACGGAAACAGAGAGGGCUUGGCGGCACGUUGGAAGAUAGCGCAUGAGAUCCUGUCCUUAAGAGCCUGCUGCAGUGCAUUCGAGCAAUGUCAAGAAGGGCAAGCAUAUGAUCUCGAUGCCAUCUGGCAAUUGGUGUGCCUAACGAGAUGGUUCGUCGAGUUUCUCGAAGAGCUACUCAAGAACUGUGUGCUCGCCAGUGACAGUUUGAAGCUAACGUCCGAAGCUGACCCUUCUCUACGGCCGAGCAGUCCGUCACUGGACUUCAGCAAUUUCCUGCAUCUCAUUCACCCCUUGUCACUCGGGCAAGUGCUUGACAUGCUAAACCAUGUCAAACGUUUCCGGGAUCACAUUUCAUCAUUGUCCGCCAAAUCAGAGAAUGCACAGAUUGCGAAGGACGUGUUAAUGGACAUUGUUACAAGCUCUGGUAUCAAAUUGGAUCAGCUCAGGCAAGAAUUGGGGCAGACGCUGCAACGUGCAAAGGGUCUCAGCACCGACGAUCUUCAACUGGCACUUGUAUCCUGCUCCCCAUUACCAUCUUUCAAGAGACACAUCCACGAAGUUAUCGACACACUGGUUAACUCGAAAACCGUCGAUCGCCGUCAUUUAUUUGUGAGACCAGCCGACUUAGUCGACGGAUUGGCCGGGGCCGAUGUGAUGGGGCGACAUACUCAGACUAAGCUCAUGGAUGUCGUCACGAAAGAGUUUUUAUCCAACGGGCGGAUUGCGGCGUCGUGUGUUCGAUGCGGCGGAACCACUGAAAUAGGUCUCCAGGACACUGCAGAUACUUCUCGUCGAUGGAAGAUCUGGGAGAGAAGAUGGAUGCACAGCUGCGUGUGUGGAGGGCAUUGGAUGAAGUUUGCAACAAGAAUAGCUGUUUCGUCUGCUUCCUAAUGUACAAUUGUACCUAUCAAUGAUUCUCAUACUAUUGAGUCGGCGACACAGAUUUUUCGCUCUAAAUGCAGUCUAGUCAACCACGAUCGCAUCAUGUAAAUC
Messenger RNA from Laetiporus sulphureus 93-53, 2938 nucleotides. RefSeq lists its product as uncharacterized. The record is from RefSeq and is a predicted model, not a curated record. The transcript has 13 exons. NCBI's taxonomy places the organism in Eukaryota, Fungi, Basidiomycota, Agaricomycetes, Polyporales, Laetiporaceae. Bases 149 to 2836 code for a protein of 895 amino acids.